AUGACCCAGGACGACAAUGUGACCAGGAUGUUCAUGCCCGGCCCCCGUAAGAGCGCCCAGCGCUCCAAUUCGCAGUCCUCUCUCACCUCGGCCUCGUCGUCCUCUUCCUCUACCAUCUCCCAGGCCUCUACCCCGUCUCAGCCUUCCCCGUCCAAUCAAGAUCCCACCACAUGGACCACGCGCAAGAAGAGCUCAAGAGGCAUCUGGCCAUCAGGAAAAGCAGAGCCCACCGCCGGCCUCUCCACCACUCGUCCCCAGCCCGUCUCGUCCACUUCAUCUGGUCCAUCUGCCGCUUCCGCAAUCUCCGCCCUACACGGUCCAAUGCUGCCUUCACAGCAAAUGUCUACCGCCCAGAACGGCUCGCUUCGAGGAGCUCAACCCCCUUCCGACACGCCCGCCAUCCUCCACCUCUCGCCCAUGAACGGCACCUUCGAACGCAAGACCAUCAGCGUCCCCUUUUACCCUGACGUAUUGCGCAUCGGCCGCCAAACCAACGCCAAAACAGCCCCUACCCCUGCCAACGGCUUCUUCGACUCAAAGGUUCUCUCACGUCAGCACGCCGAAAUCUAUGCUGAGCGCAAUGGAAGAAUCUUCAUCCGCGAUGUCAAGUCUUCCAACGGCACCUUCGUCAAUGGUCAGAGACUGUCACCCGAAAACAAAGAAUCAGAGCCGCACGAACUGCGUGAGCAAGAUGUUCUCGAACUCGGCAUCGAUAUCGUCAGCGAGGACCAAAAGACGAUUGUUCACCACAAAGUCGCUGCUCGUGUCGAACACGCUGGAAUCUACAACCAGACUGCCGAGCUCAACUUUGGAGAAAUGGAUCCCUCUCAUCAAAUGAAGCGCAGCAACAGUCAGUCAUCGCAACAAAGCGCAAAGGCCAACGCCAUGGCCGCUGUCAUGGCUGCCAGAGACUCAGGUGCAAUGCAACAACCCCAAUGGGCUCGCGGCUGGCCUUCCACCGUGACGACCGAGACAAUUGUGAAACGUCUGAACCGCGAACUGAGCCUUGCUAAGAAGCAAUCCUCGGACCUAGCUCGGAGCAGAUCUUGCCUCGAAGGGUUGUUGGCUGCUGAUUCCAAGGGCAAGCAAGACAAGUCAGCUAGAUCCUCGCCUGUCAAGCAACAAACUUCCGACUCCAAGCCUUCUGUAAUCUUUUCCGAACCUCCUGCUCCACCACCACAGGCUCCGUUGCCCGAGAAGCCAGACGUCGCAAAGGCUCUUGCCGAUCCCGUAAUCCAACCACUCCUCAUGCGUUCAGAAACUGCUCGUUCAAUCUUGGCUCCCAACGGAUCUCCCACUCGCGCCGAUCAUUCACAAGCUCUUCUCAUCCUUACACACGAGCUGAAACUUGCCAAGGAUCAAAUCCCUAGCCUCGAAGAUCGUGUCAAGAAUCUGGAAGAGGAACUCAAACAGGAGCGUAAUGCUCGUGAAAGUGCCGAGGAAAGAGCUUCUCUGCUGGAGUCAUCUCAAAAGUCACCCGAAGACCAAGAAGACCUUUCUGUUACUGAACAGCAGGAAGACUCUGCCGACAGUGAUGAUCUACCAAAGGAUCAAACUCCCGAACUCCAGUCACAGCUUGAUAGACUCCGUGCGGCUAUGGAUGAUAUGAAGACACAGAUGGAAGCCUAUCGUCGUCGCGCAGAAACAGCAGAGUCACAGCGUGAUGACGCGCACCAGACGCUCGCUGAGAUGGUUGAGCAGAAGCGCAAGGAGAACGCAGAGCUGCAGCGCCAGCAAGAGGCANUCUCCCCAUCAAAAUCAUCGUCUAGCCUCGCGAGCAACACAACGUCCUCGAACGGUCACAUCUCCGAGCCUUUAGUCGAAGGCAGUCUGUACAGUCUGUUGGCUGAAGCCGGUAUUAAUGCCAACGCGGCUUUGUCAACAGAGCAAGCAGCAUCGAUCCAACGACUGCUCGCCCGCAAGAUGCCUGUUUCCCAACAUGACGCUUCCGACAACUCCUCUGACAACUUGAAAGAGCAGCUUACCCACCAUGGUUUGCCGCUUGGAUCGGGUUUCAUUGUGGUCGUUGUCGGCAUGGCGCUCAUGCACUACUUGGAUGGUUGGGAGAAAUUGCACAGGUGA
Molecule: messenger RNA, 2082 nt
Organism: Aureobasidium vineae
Lineage: Eukaryota; Fungi; Ascomycota; Dothideomycetes; Dothideales; Saccotheciaceae
Source: the annotation of a GenBank genome assembly